Molecule: messenger RNA, 780 nt
Organism: Anopheles marshallii
Lineage: Eukaryota; Metazoa; Arthropoda; Insecta; Diptera; Culicidae
Gene: Nubp2
Product: cytosolic Fe-S cluster assembly factor NUBP2 homolog
Exons: 2
Coding region: 1-780 (259 amino acids)
Biological process (GO): iron-sulfur cluster assembly
Cellular component (GO): cytosol
Molecular function (GO): 4 iron, 4 sulfur cluster binding; ATP-dependent FeS chaperone activity; ATP binding
Source: RefSeq, a predicted model, not a curated record
AUGUUGGAUAAAGUGAAGCACAUUAUUUUAGUACUAUCCGGUAAGGGUGGUGUAGGAAAAUCUACCGUCAGCACACAACUUGCCUUAGCUUUGGCGGAAGCAGAUCACAAGGUUGGCCUUCUCGAUAUAGACCUAUGUGGACCCUCUGUGCCCUACCUGUUGGGGCUUGAAGAUCAAGAUGUGCACCAGUGUGAUGAUGGCUGGGUGCCGGUGUACACCAGUGCCGAGAAAAAGCUGGCCGUCAUGUCCAUCGGUUUUUUGCUCAAGAACCGUUCCGAUGCCGUCAUCUGGCGGGGACCGAAAAAGACUGCCAUGAUAAAGCAAUUUCUGGAGGACGUGAAUUGGGACGAAUUGGAUUAUCUUAUCAUUGAUACACCACCGGGAACAUCCGACGAGCACAUCACCGUGAUGGAAUGUUUGAAAACAGUCAACACAGACGGUGCGAUUAUAGUGACUACACCGCAAGAGAUGGCCCUGGAAGACGUGCGCAAGGAGGUAACGUUCUGCAAGAAGACGGGCAUUCACAUUCUAGGGAUAGUCGAGAAUAUGAGCGGUUUCGUGUGUCCCAACUGUUCAGAAUGCACUAACAUAUUCUCGUCCGGUGGUGGACAUUCGUUGGCGGAAUUGGCAAAGGUACCACAUCUUGGCACGCUGCCAAUCGAUCCGCGUGUCGGUGAACUCGCUGGUACGGGUAAGUCGUGCGUAAAGGAGCUGCCCAACUGUACCACCACCGAGGUGCUGCAGAAGAUUGUUCGAACGAUAACGGUUGGAGCAGAAUAA